Messenger RNA from Macadamia integrifolia, 1778 nucleotides. Its product is annotated as flavonoid 3',5'-hydroxylase 2-like. The transcript is spliced from 2 exons. NCBI's taxonomy places the organism in Eukaryota, Viridiplantae, Streptophyta, Magnoliopsida, Proteales, Proteaceae. Gene Ontology annotation, molecular function: oxidoreductase activity, acting on paired donors, with incorporation or reduction of molecular oxygen; heme binding; monooxygenase activity. The record is from RefSeq and is a predicted model, not a curated record. The coding region runs from base 62 to 1585 and encodes 507 amino acids.
UCACACCAUAGUGGACUAGUGACCUCACACUUAUCCUACAAGCCUAGCUAGCUCUGCGACAAUGGUGCUUGACAUGGUUCUACUCCGUGAGCUCUUCGCAGCUACGAUCCUUUUCUUCAUCACCCGCUACUUUAUCCGCCGCAUCAUCUUCAAGCCCCGCCGCCUCCCUCCAGGCCCAAAAGGCUGGCCGGUCAUCGGUGCUCUGCCGCUGCUCGGCAAGAUGCCUCACGUAGCUUUAUUUGACUUAGCCAAGAAGUAUGGCCCCGUCAUGUACCUCAAGAUGGGCACAUGUGGCAUGGUCGUAGCGUCAACGCCGGAUGCUGCUCGUGCCUUCCUCAAGACACUUGAUCUCAACUUCUCCAACCGCCCGCCCAACGCCGGAGCCACCCACUUGGCCUAUGACGCUCAGGAUAUGGUGUUUGCCGACUAUGGGCCUCGGUGGAAGUUGCUUCGUAAGCUGAGCAACCUCCACAUGCUCGGCGGCAAAGCACUGGAAGAGUGGUCCAUCGUGCGUGCCGCCGAGCUUGGUCACAUGAUACGGGCCAUGUGCGAGUCGACUCGCCGUGGUGAUACCGUUGUAAUACCCGAUAUGUUGACUUAUGCAAUGGCUAAUAUGAUUGGGCAGAUCAUACUGAGUCGCCGAGUUUUUGCCACAAAGGGAGAUGAGUCGAACGAGUUCAAGGAAAUGGUGGUGGAGCUCAUGACCACGGCUGGGCUGUUCAAUAUAGGUGAUUUUAUUCCAUCAAUUGCUUGGAUGGACUUGCAAGGAAUUGAAGGAGGGAUGAAGAGGCUGCACAAGAAAUGGGAUCAUCUCAUUGCAAGGAUGAUUAAGGAGCACCAAGCAUCUGCUCAUGAGCGGAAAGGAAAGCCCGAUUUUCUCGAUGUGAUCUUCGCGAAUCGGGAAAACUCAGAAGGAGAGAGACUCUCCGAUGUCAACAUCAAGGCCCUUCUCUUGAACCUCUUCUCAGCUGGAACAGAUACAUCUUCAAGCAUAAUUGAGUGGGCACUAGCAGAGAUGAUGAAGAACCCAUCAAUCUUCCGAAAAGCCCAUGCAGAAAUGGAUGAAGUGAUCGGCCGGAACCGCCGUCUCGAAGAAUCCGACAUCCCAAAGCUUCCAUAUCUCCAAGCCAUCUGCAAAGAGACCUUCAGGAAACACCCAUCAACACCAUUGAACCUCCCUCGAGUCGCCACUGAAGCUUGUGAAGUGAAUGGCUACUACAUUCCUAAGAACACAAGGCUGAGUAUUAACAUAUGGGGAAUUGGGAGAGACCCAAAUGUGUGGGAGAACCCAAUUGAGUUUACACCAGAGAGGUUCUUGAGUGGAAGGAAUGCUAAGAUUGAUCCUCGUGGGAAUGAUUUUGAAUUGAUUCCAUUUGGAGCUGGUAGAAGGAUCUGUGCAGGAACUAGAAUGGGAAUUGUUUUGGUGGAGUAUAUAUUGGGAACACUUGUUCAUUCUUUUGAAUGGAACAUUCCAGCUGGGACUGACCUGAACAUGGAUGAAGCAUUUGGGUUGGCUUUGCAGAAGGCUGUGCCAUUGGCAGCUAUGGUGACUCCUAGGUUGGCACCUAAUGCUUACUUAGCUUGAUGGGUUUGGAUUGGUGAUUGAGUAUUAGGGUUGCAGUUCUGAAGCUUUCCUUUCUACUGUGUUUCUGUUUUUCUAAUGUUCCUCUCUUUCUUUUCUUUUUUAAACUUUAAAUAAGAGAUUAAUUAGAUACUUUUAAAGAGGGAAAGAAAAAAAGGAGUCAGAAACUCUCUCUCUUUACCCCUAGUUCACAUAA